AUGAGAACUUCAAAAAAUACGGAAUAUGAAGGUGCCGUUGUUAUCGUUCAAGUCAUACCAGAAACUAGUCUUGACGAAAAUACAUUCUUGCUUAAAACAUAUACGCGACCACAAAUAGAUUUCGAAUGGGCAGUAAAGUUGAAUCGAUGUACUUUGGAACUGAUCGGGCUUUGGCCUGAGACCAAGCAAACUACAUGGCAAAAGUGUAUGCGCAAUUUACGUGCGCUUGUCGUUGUGAUGUCAUUGUGGAUCGGUAUUUUGAUUCCUGCCAUACAUUCUUUGAUAAGAAUUCGUGGAGAUGUUAUGCUAAUGAUAGACAAUUUACAAUUUACUUUACCAGUCUUCACCGCCAUGCUCAGAGUUGUAAUUUUUUGGUGGAAAAAAGAAGCUAUGUCAUCUUUAAUGGAUAUGAUUGCGAACGAUUGGGUAAAACCGAAAGCUUCUUGGGAAAGAAUUAUAAUGGUUACAAGAGCGCAAACUGCGCGUAUAAUUACCAUGUUUAUGUACGGCAUGAUGGGAAUAUGCUUCUCCAUUGCUAUAUUGAUGCCUGCUUGCGGUUUUUCGAUGAGAUAUUUAACGAACAUUACUGAUCCAGGCAAACCAUUGCCAUUACAGACGUAUUAUAUAUAUGAUACAACGAGAAGUCCGCAAUACGAAUUAACAUUCAUUUCUCAAGCUAUCUCCAUGAUUUUAGGCGUUUUACCUUACACAGGCAUAGAUAAUUUUCUUAGUCUGUUGGUAUUUCAUAUCUGCGGCCAACUAGACAUUCUGAAAAACCGUAUCAUGCAUUUAGAUAAAUUCACGAAUUACGCUAACGCUUUAAAGAGCUGCGUGGUGGAUCACACGCGACUAAUCAGAGCUAUCGCUGUUAUAGAAGACACUUUUAAUCUAAUGCUGCUUGCAUUAUUUUUAUAUUUCGGUACUCUUUUCGCUUUUUACGGAUUUUUAAUUCUUAGUAUACUUCAAUACCUUUUUGAUGAAUUAAAGUGUAGUCGAAUCCAUUAUGCUGCAUAUUCUAAUAAAUGGUAUAUCCUGGAUCCAAAAGAAGCGCGGGAUAUAAUUUUUCUAAUGAUCAAAACCAGUGAACCUCUCUAUCUUACCGCUGGUAAAGUGUUUCCUAUGACAAUGGCUACAUUUUGCAACUUGAUAAAAACAUCAGCUGGUUACAUAUCCGUCUUGCUCACAACGAGGUAUUAAUUCAAAAACACUAUAGAAUAAGUCCCCUUAUAAGAAAGUUCUAAUAGUCUUCUUAUGUAAAGUUUUAAAAAAGUAAAUAUAUACAUAAAAAUAUAGAUAUUAUAUAGAAUUUCCUAUUGUUUUAAAUGUAUAUUGUUAAUAUUAUUAAUAUGUAUGAAAAAAACCUUAUAGAAUGCAAGUAUACAAAUAUAUCAUCUUGUUAAAAUAUAAAAAUGUCUUCUUCCGCAUUAUGCGGAAUAAAUCUACAGAUGAUAGAAUAAUUAAAUACAUAAACACUAAUGUAUAAUGAUAUAAUAUAAGCGAAAUCUCUCCAAGAAAUUGUGCCAAUAACACGACUUCCGUCGCUAUAGUAAAAAAGAAAGCAGUUUAUACAGAUUCGAAACAGCCUGUGUGUAUGUGUACGUGUGUUACAUUCGCUCUUG
Molecule: messenger RNA, 1619 nt
Organism: Formica exsecta
Lineage: Eukaryota; Metazoa; Arthropoda; Insecta; Hymenoptera; Formicidae
Product: odorant receptor 43a-like
Exons: 6
Coding region: 1-1197 (398 amino acids)
Biological process (GO): detection of chemical stimulus involved in sensory perception of smell; sensory perception of smell
Cellular component (GO): plasma membrane
Molecular function (GO): odorant binding; olfactory receptor activity
Source: RefSeq, a predicted model, not a curated record